ACCCCCCCCCCCCCCCACCCCCGGGGCCAACCCGGGCCCGGCGGCCGCUGGUCCGCGCCCCGACGGCGCCGGGAGCCGAGGAGCCGCGCUCGGGUCUCCGGGAUGUGCCCUUCUGAGAUGGGGACGCCGUGGCACCGCUGGUCCCCCGUGCUCAUCAGCCUGGCCGCCCUGCUCUCCAAAGUGACCGAGUGCCGCGGGGUCCUGGAGAGUGUCCAGAGGUUCUCCCUGCUGCCCACCUACUUGCCCGUGACCUACCACAUCAAGAACACCGACGUGUCCUUCUUCCUGAAGGAGGCCAACCAGGACAUCAUGAGAAACUCCAGCCUGCAGUCCCGCGUGGAAUCCUUCCUGAUUUACAAAUCCAAGCGGCUGCCCGUCCUGAACGCCAGCUACGGGCCCUUCUCCACCGAGCAGGUGGUGCCCCAGGACUUAAUGCUGCCCUCCAGCCCCUUCGGCUUCACCAGCCAGUUUUCCCUCAACUGGAAGCUGAGGGCGCACAUCGUGCGGGACAAGGUGUACCUGAGCCGCCCCAAGGUGCAGGUGCUUUUCCAUCUGCUGGGCCGGGACUGGGCGGCACGGAGCCCGGGCGAGAGACUGCCCUGCCUGCGGGUGUUCGCCUUCCGGGAGACCCGGGAGGUGCGGGCCGGCUGCCGGCUGCAGGGGGCCCUGGGGCUGUGCGUGGCCGAGCUGGAGCUGCUGGCCGGCUGGUUCGGGCCCCCCACCGUGCUGGCCGGGAGGAAGAAGGCGCCGGGGCCGCCCGAGGGGAGCCCCGUGGAGCUCUACUAUGCCGUGCAGCCGGGGGACGGGCGCGGGGACUGUGCCGGCGGCGGGGACGCCAGGAAGGGCAACUCCAUCCGGCCGGGGAGGGACGGGCCGGAGGAGGCCGUGCCCCGCCUGCAGAGGAUCGGGAGCGUCUUCCUCUACCAGACGGGCAGCAGGCCCGCCCUGAGGGAGCUGCGUCUGGACAGCAACGUGGCCAUCCGGUACUCGGCCCGCACGGCGAGGCAGGGCGAAGUGCUCACCUUCCCUGUGGCCGUGUCCCGAAACUGCAGCGCCGAUCGCUUCACGCUGAGGGCCAAGGUGAAGAAAGGCGUGAGCGUCGUGGGGGUGAGAGCCAGCAGCCCUUCCAUUUGGGAGGUCACGGAGGGCACGGAGCACACUGGCAAGUACGCACCGGCUGUCAUCCUCUGCCAGAAGAAAUCCGCGGGCUCGGAAACCGGUGUGGAUGACGCCUCCGAUGAAGUCAUGCAGGUUGACGUACAGAUAGAGGAGCCCAGUGACCUGCCGGCCACACAGCUUGUCACGUGGCAGGUCGAGUAUCCAGGAGACAUCACGUCUGACUUGGGCGUAUCCAAGAUCUACGUGAGUCCGAAGGACUUGAUGGGCGUCAUACCGCUGGCCAUGGAGGCGGAGAUCCUGAACACGGCCAUCCUCACGGGGAAGACGGUGGCCGUCCCGGUGAAGGUGGUCUCGGUGGAGGAAGACGGCACGGUGACGGAUGUGCUCACGUCUGUGGAGUGCAGGUCGUCCGACGAGGAUGUCAUCAAGGUGUCGGACCGCUGUGACUACGUCUUUGUCAACGGGAAAGAAAUGAAGGGCAAGGUGAACGUGGUGGUGAACUUCACCUACCAGCACCUGAGCAGCCCUCUGGAGAUGACGGUGUGGGUGCCCCGGCUCCCGCUGCAGAUCGAGGUCUCCGACACCGAGCUCAACCAGAUCAAGGGCUGGAGGGUGCCCAUCGUCUCCAACAAACGGCCGGCCCGGGACAGCGAGGAAGAGGAGGAGGACGAGAGGAGAGGGGGCCGUGGGUGCACUCUCCAAUACCAGCACGCCAUGGUGCGGGUCUUGACACAGUUUGUGGCCGAAGCGGCGGACCGCGGGGGGCACCUGGUCCACCUGCUGGGCUCAGACUGGCAGGUGGACAUCACGGAGCUGGUGAAUGACUUCACGCAGGUGGAAGAACCCCGCAUCGCCAGGCUGCAAGGGGGCCAAGUCCUGAUUGGCCAGGAGCUCGGCAUGACCACCAUUCAGAUCCUGUCACCUCUGUCGGACGCCAUCUUGGCAGAAAAGACCAUCUCCGUGCUGGAUGAGAAGGUGACCAUCACAGACCUCGGGGUCCAGCUGGUGACCGGGCUGUCACUCUCCCUGCAGCUCAGCCCAGGGAGCAACAGAGCCGUCUUUGCCACUGCGGUGGCUCAGGACCUGCUUCAGAGGCCCAGACAGGAGGCAGCCAUCAGUUGCUGGGUCCAGUUCAGCGAUGGCUCCAUCACCCCCUUGGAUAUCUACGAUGGGAAGGACUUCUCCUUGAUGACCACGUCCCUGGACGAGAAAGUGGUCUCCAUCCACCAAGACCCCAAAGUCAAGUGGCCGAUCAUCGCCGCUGAAACUGAGGGACAGGGUCCUCUGAUCAAGGUGGAAAUGGUUAUUAGCGAAUCGUGCCAGAAGUCCAAGCGGAAGAGUGUGCUGGCUGUGGGAACGGCCAACGUCAGAGUUAAAUUUGGCCAAAGUGAUGCUAACCCCAACACCAGUGACAGCAGACACACGGGGGCAGGAGUUCACCUAGAAAAUAAUGUCAGUGACAGAAGACCCAAAAAACCCUUGCAAGAGUGGGGGGGUCAGGGGGGACCGUACUACGGGAGUUCCUCCAUGGGCCUCAUGGAAGGAAGGGGGUCCACGACAGAGAGGUCAACCUUCCAGAGAAAGAAGAACCAAGAAAGCCUCCUAGACGAUGGCCGCCAUCUGCAGACCGUCGCCAUUGACUUCACCAGCUUCCCGACCCAGGGGGGCCCGCCCAGCAGCAAUGGGGAGGUGGAUGAGAACGGCCUCACACAGGCAUCCAAAGGGCUGAGCGACUUGGAGAUCGGCAUGUAUGCCCUGUUGGGUGUCUUCUGCCUGGCCAUUUUGGUCUUCCUGAUAAAUUGUGUGGCCUUUGCGUUGAAGUACAGGCACAAACAGGUUCCCUUCAAAGAGCAAGAAGGUAUGAGUCACUCCCAUGACUGGGUUGGGUUGAGCCACCGGUCAGAACUACUGGAGAACCACAUUAACUUCGCCUCCUCCCAAGAUGAGCAGAUCACCGCCAUUGACAGGGACAUGUAUUUCGAGGAGAGUAAGUAUCUCCUGAGCACAAACUCCCAGAAAAGCAUCAACGGGCAGCUGUUCAAGUGUUCGGGACCCACCAUUGCUGAUGGGAAGGAUCAGAAGAGUGAGCCCCCAACGUCCCCGACCUCAAAAAGGAAAAGGGUAAAAUUUACCACCUUCACCACCAUCCCCUCGGAUGAAGGAUGCCCCGCCGUGAACUCCGUCCCGACCAGUGGUGAGGACACGGACUGGGUCUGCCGGGAUCUGGACCCUGGGGAAAGCAGGCAGCCACACCGCUACGCGGGAAGGUUACGUGAGGAUGUGUAAGCCGGGACACUCGCACACAUUGCUUCGCACUCAACUCCCAGCCUUUAAUUUGGUGACGGAGCGUAGCGACCGGACACAAUGAGGUCGUCCCUGUCCUCAGAGCCCCGGAAAAUGCCCCCGGCUCGCCUGGGGGUGGCCCCACGUCGGGACCCGUGCACACGUCCCACCAUACGGUGUCUUGGUCAAUGCCGAGAGGCUUACCGUGCAUGGCAGGAUUUUUAAAACUUGCAGGAAAAACCGAGUUCUGAAUCACUGAGCUUCCGAAAGGUUCUGGGAAUAAGCAGCCCCCCUCUGCCCACGGCCCUCUUUCUGUCUUUAAUCACAGCACUUUGGAGACUGUGAAGCCGUGUGGCUCCCGUGUGCGAUCGUGCAGACCGUGGAAGGCGACCAAGACUCCGCGGAAGCGUGUGCCUCGCUGGGAGGCGGCGUGUCGCUGGGGUCCGGACGCACAGCUGGCCGUGCGCGGGGUCGGGGGCAGAGGCCAGGGCGAGGCAGCUCCUGGGAGGCGUCACCGCGACGGAUUGUCUCCCAAAGCCCAGCCCGGCCCAACGACAGACCAGGGCGCUGCUGACGGGGACUGAAAGGGAGCACGUGGGCAGAGGGGCCACAAAUGUCUCUGUAACUGGAUGCGGAGAAGAAAGCGACAGACCCCUCGGAGCGGUCCGGGCGUUCCUUCCUUCGUAAGCUCGGCAUACAGGGCGUAGAAUGUCAGGCCGGUUCCAAGAACCAGGCUUUUUGGGGACGAGUUCACUGUGUUAGAAUCUGUACUCACCCCCCCACCCGGCCACCUUCCUGAAAGCCAUUGGUCACUCAUGGGCAGUGGGGGCCUUUCCGGCGUUCACGGCGUCCUUCUUCCCCCACGGCCGGUGUGUCAGCUCCAGGGGACAGUCUGCAGGGGCCCCGCCAGGCGAACAUCACGUGUCCUUCUCGAAGAGGCGGGUCUCCGCGGGCAAGUGGUUCUCACGGUGAACUCAACCCCAAGGGACGCUGGCUCCCCUGUUCCUCCGGAAACACGGGAGAGCUGUUCGCGGCAGCCCCGCGACGGCCACACCGGGCCUCCCGUCCGCGGCCCCAGAGACACGUGCAGGCGUCCCUGCGGGGUGUGGGGCCGGGGAGAGCCGGGGCAGGAGGCCCGUCCACACCCCUGCGCGGGCUUGGACACAUGGGGGGACCAAGGCGUCCGCGCGUGGGGUGCAGACAGAGACCCUGCUCAGCCCUGAGAGGUUUGCUGUGGCUUGAAUCUGAAGGACUCGGAAUGUCCCCCUCCCCUCCGUGGGAAGCCUAAGAACGGGGGGUGGGGGGGGGGGAUGAGCGGCUUCCGGCCCAGCUCCAGCUCCCGCCACA
Molecule: messenger RNA, 4749 nt
Organism: Acinonyx jubatus (cheetah)
Lineage: Eukaryota; Metazoa; Chordata; Mammalia; Carnivora; Felidae
Gene: TMEM132D
Product: transmembrane protein 132D
Exons: 9
Coding region: 103-3405 (1100 amino acids)
Source: RefSeq, a predicted model, not a curated record